ACGGUUACUACUUACUAGUUACUACUCCACUUGAUACUUAAAUCCCCCAGUCUCCGAGUAACUUUGGCCUAAGGUGGAAGAAGAAAAAAAAUGGCAGCACUGGAAGCUGGUAGGAAUGCCGCUUAUGGAUCACCGGAGAAUCCAAAACCAGCCUUCAAAUCGCCAGAAAAACGCCGUACUAACAAAUAUGCACUCUGUUGUGCAACCUUAGCUUCCAUGUCUUCGGUUUUAUUGGGUUAUGAUAUUGGAGUGAUGAGUGGAGCUGCAUUGUCCAUCAAAGAGGACCUCCAUAUAAGCGACACACAAAUAGAAAUCCUAAUUGGGACUCUCAGCAUUUACUCUCUUAUUGGAUCAGCGGCGGCUGGACGAACCUCUGAUUGGAUCGGACGUCGCUACACCAUAGUUUUCGCGGCUGUGAUCUUCUUCGUAGGAGCCUUAAUGAUGGGUCUCGCCAUAAACUAUGCCUUCCUCAUGGUAGGUCGCUUCGUGGCCGGUAUAGGCGUUGGCUACGCUCUCAUGAUCGCUCCUGUCUACACCGCCGAGGUGUCACCCGCUUCGUAUCGAGGCUUUUUAACAUCCUUUCCCGAAGUCUUCAUCAACUUUGGAGUCUUGCUUGGCUACGUUUCCAACUACGCCUUCGAUAAGCUUCCACUCCAUUUGGGCUGGCGUCUCAUGCUCGGUGUGGGAGCGAUUCCGUCGGUGUUGUUGGGGAUUUGUGUACUCACCAUGCCCGAGUCACCGCGUUGGCUUGUUAUGCAGGGUCGACUCGGUGAUGCUAAACGGGUUCUCGAUAAGACCUCCGAUUCCAAGGAGGAGGCCCUGCUAAGACUCGCCGAUAUCAAGGAGGCAGCAAGGAUUCCGGAGGAAUGCAACGAUGAGAUCGUGGCUGUUCCAAAACUGAGCCACGGCGAAGGUGUAUGGAAAGAGCUCCUCCUCCGCCCCACACCGUCAGUGCGACGUGUCUUGAUCGCAGCCGUUGGUAUUCAUUUCUUCCAACCAGCGACUGGGAUUGGUGCCGUAGUGUUGUACAGCCCACGGAUCUUCGAGAAGGCGGGGAUCACCAGUAAGAGCAAGAAGCUCGCAGCAACCGUGGCCGUUGGAUUUACGAAGACUAUCUUUGUCUUGGUGGCCACCUUCUUCGUAGACAAGUUUGGACGGCGACCUCUGCUUCUGAGCAGUGUGGGAGGGAUGACUAUCUCAUUGGUUAGUAUCGGAUUCGGGUUAACGAUGGUGGAUACUCACCCGCAUGAGAAUAUGGGGUGGGCCAUGGCGCUGUGCGUAACGAUGGUGAUGGUCUACGUGGCGUUUUAUGCGAUUGGGGUGGGGCCUGUCACGUGGGUGUAUUGCUCGGAGAUCUUCCCGUUGAGGCUGAGAGCGCAGGGGUCGAGUUUCGCCGUGGCUGUGAAUCUGGUGACGGCUGGGGUGCAGGCCAUGACCUUUAUAUCGCUGUACAAAGUUAUCACCAUCGGUGGAGUCUUCUUCUUGUAUGCCGGAAUAGGAACUCUGGCAUUUAUAUUCUUCUUUGUAUUCCUGCCGGAGACGCGAGGGAAGACCCUGGAAGAGAUGGAGGGGGUGUUUGGCAAGUUCAACUGGAGGGCCUCCCUCAAUAACAACAAAGGCACUAGCCAGGGCAAACAAGCCACAGCCACCACUAAUGGUGACGUUCAGUUAGGCACUAGAGGAUAGGUGUCGUAAUAUAAUAAUGAUAAUGACUUGAGAACCAAUAACUUAUCUCAAAUGUUGUUCAUGUAAUCAUUCCAAAGCCUUGGUUGUACUGGAACAACGACUGUUUUUUUUUCUUCCCCUUUAAUAGUGGAGGUUAUUUUUGUUUUCU
Messenger RNA from Macadamia integrifolia, 1834 nucleotides. RefSeq names its product putative polyol transporter 1. Gene Ontology annotation, cellular component: membrane. The record is from RefSeq and is a predicted model, not a curated record. Bases 91 to 1686 code for a protein of 531 amino acids. The transcript has 2 exons. Gene Ontology annotation, molecular function: carbohydrate transmembrane transporter activity. NCBI's taxonomy places the organism in Eukaryota, Viridiplantae, Streptophyta, Magnoliopsida, Proteales, Proteaceae. Gene Ontology annotation, biological process: transmembrane transport.